AUGCAAGAACAAGACGAAAUCCAGCAGUCUGUCGAACACGACGUUGACAGCGCGGACAUGGCCACACCCUCACCAAUGAGCCAGCAUAUUCCUUUUCCCUCCUACACGCACGCCAGUACGUCCCGUAAUACACAAGGGCGAUAUUCGACCUCGCAGCACCAAGACGAGAUGCACGAUGCUCUGUACGAAGAAGCGCCCAUGGGUCCUGCGCCAGGGGGACCAGAAGACUCAUCCACGCUCUUCGUGUCCGAACGAUCGCCUUCAGAACAGCGGGCCACACAACGAGCCCACACAGCCAGACCCAAGACGCCCGCGCGCCUACCCAUGCAGGCGAGCGUGCAGAAAAAGCGCGAUUUGGCGCUCAAACGCACGCCCGCGCAUCCGACCAACAUUGACCCAGAUAACGAAACCUAUCUCGAUGCUGUGCUGCAGAACCGGCUGCCGGUGGUGACGGGCGGUGCGCCCUCGGUGGAUGAAGAUAUCAUGUCUGAUCGGCAGGCGCUUGCAGAGUACCAGAAGAAGAAGCGGUACUACGAUGAUCUGAGGAGGAAUUCGGGCAGCGGCCACCUGAGUUUCAGACACGAUGUUGAGUGGUUACAGAUCCAAGGGGCUGAGCGUGCGAGGCGGAUGAAGCGGGAUCGCGAUCUUGCACUGGCGUCUGAGGAUGGUGGGGAACAUGGCCAGGUGUUUCCGCAGGUGAGGUCGAUGCUACAGAUGCACGGGGAGCCGGAGGAGGAGGAAGCUUCAGAUCAUGACUUCGACUUUGGCCGACCGGGGCCGCGGAAACGCGUGAGACGGGAUGGACCUGGCAAGCCGAUUUCGAUGAUUGAUGCCGAACUGCAGAGUAUGCAGGUGGGCAUGGAAGCGCAUGAGGAAACUGCGGGGAGGAAGAAGAAGAAGGGCAAAGGUCCUGAUGAUUCACCGGCUACGUCGAGCCGCGGUAAGACGAAGAACAGAAAUCGCAACAGGCCAUCCAGAGCCAAGGGUGCAAUCAGGGGCGGUCACGGCAAGACAGCAAAAGACAAGCGUGAGCUUGAACGUGCAGCCUUAGAGGCAAGUUCACUCUUCAACUCCAACAUCUUCGCACAGCAGGCCGGCCCGGAUGCAUCGGAGCAGCCAUGCUUCACUUCACGCAACAAGCAGAGUGGGUUGAAAGAGCUCAUCGCCAGUGUCCCACUGGGCAACCUGAAGAAAGCCAAGAACGAGAUGAACAUGCUCCUCACCGCGACCAGGGCAUUUAAUGGCCAUGGUUCGGUCAAGCCAAUGCCGGAAAACAGUCUCUGGUCGGUGAAAGGCAUGAAGACGACUCUGAAACACUAUCAGAUACUUGGAACUGCGUUUAUGCGGCGGCGCGAGACUUCGGCGGAGGAGCCGAGGGGAGGCCUUCUUGCGGAUCAGAUGGGUCUAGGGAAGACACUAAUGAUGCUUGCAAACAUCGUCAAUGGACAGCCACCUCGAGGAUCCUCAGAGCUCAAGACAACUUUGCUUGUGGCUAGCCCUGCUCUGCUCAGUCAGUGGAAAAGCGAGUUUGAACAGCAUACGGAGCGAAAUCUCACAAUCUUGCGCUAUGGCGCAGGUUAUCGCAUCGACUCAACAAACCCCGACGAGAUCCUGAGUGGCCACGACAUCAUCUUGACCAGCUACACAGAGGUCAUGCGAUCGUAUCCGAAAAAUGAUCCGCCCAUUGAAUGUCAAACAGCAGAGCAGAAGAUUGCAUGGUGGAAAGAAGUGUACGAGACACAGAGGGGCGUCCUCCAUCGAAUGCGGUUCCUCCGCGUCGUACUCGACGAAGCCCAGGCAAUCAAGAACCACAUGGGUCGCACGUCAAUCGCUUGUCGUGCCCUCAUGGCGACGCACAAAUGGGCACUCAGCGGGACUCCUAUUCUGAACAGCCUGACAGAACUAUACCCAUAUUUUAAAUUUCUCGGUGUUCCUCACACGGGCAGUUUUAAAAUCUUCAAACACAACUACUGCGAUAACAAGGAUCCGGAGAAUACCGAGCGUCUGCUUGUUCGCCUUUCCCAAUUUAUGAUGCGGCGAACUCAUGCGGAUGAGAUGUUUGGGGCUCCGAUUUUAAAACUUCCGCAGGCAGAUCAGCAUACGUAUUGGUGCGAGUUCAAUCCGGUCGAACGCUGCAUCUACGAGAUCGUCCAGAGGAGGUUUACCAAGAGGAUCAAUAUGUGGUCGCAGCAGAACGUACUGGAGAAGUCUUACUCGAAUGCGUUGGUGAUGCUCCUGCGACUUCGUCAGCUUACUUCACAUGUUCUCAUGCUCCAGUUUGUCAUGCGAGAUUUACUGGAGCGUGAAGACAUUGAGUGCAUCAAGGAGAUUACUCAGGAACACUCUGCAGACACGACUACCCAGUCUGGCAAAACCAUCCUUGCCAUCCGCAAGCAGCUCGAUGCGCAUGCAAUCGUGGCGAGAAAGAAGCGUCUCGCUGCUGGGCGAGAGUACAACGACGACUGUGUUCCUGAAGACGAGGAUGGUGAAGACGGUGAAGACAGGCUGGCUACCGACGAUGAACACGCAUCAGCGGAAGAGGACGGAGAACCCUCCUCGCAACGAAGUCAUCCACACAACUACGUUUCCGGGGGGAAAUUCGGCAAAGAAUACAAUUUCAAGCCCUUCCUACGGAGUCUUGAGACGGGUGACAGCUGGGAAAAGGCAAAGAAGAAAUCGAGGUGCGGGUGGUGCUCCAAGCAGCCCAGAAGUCCAUGGAUAACCUCCUGUGGCCAUUUGAUCUGCAACAAACCAUGUCUGGAGCAGUCACACCUGGCAGCCGCUGAAGAGGAAAGGCAGCAUGGGCCGUGCAAAGCUUGUGGUGUUACUCCAAGCUACAUCCACCCAUGUGAUCCCGACGAAUUUGAUACGCCAGAGGCCGUGGCGCAAGGUACCCGUUCAAAGGCGAGGAGGAAGAAGAAUAGCCAACAGGUUUGUGCCGGGCAGGAAGAUAUCGCAAAAGAUUGGCUGGUUGCCCAGGGCGAUGACGUGCUUCCGUCGGCGAAGACGAUUGCCAUCAAAGCGCAGAUUAUGAAUUGGACUAGAAAGAACCCCCAGGUGAAGAUUAUCAUCUACACACAGUUUCUAGCAAUGAUUAGUAUAUUGGCGAGGAUCUGCCAUAACGAGAAAUGGAAGAUUGAGCAGUACCAUGGAGGCAUGACCCUGCACGCUCGCGACAAAGCCAUCGCCUCAUUUGCCGAAGAUCCAGAUAUCCGAAUCAUGCUGGCUUCCCUCCGGUGCGGUGGCUUGGGACUCAACUUGACCAUGGCCUCCAAGGUCAUCAUGAUGGAUCCCUGGUGGAACUCGGCAUCUGAGCAGCAGGCCUUUUGUCGGGUAUUCCGCAUUGGCCAGCUGGAAGAGACGUCGAUGAGCAGACUUUGUGUCAACAAUACAGUCGACAAGCAACUUAUUGCUAUGCAGGAGCGCAAGGACGCGGAGAUCAAGUCGGUCAUGGAAAAUGACGGAAAGAAGGUGUCCAGGAUGACGAUUCGCGAUUUGAUGAAGCUGUUUGGCAACUUGGAGGAGGAUGCAGAGGGGAGGCCAUUCAUCAUGGUGGAUAACCCGGAUCCGCGUGGUGGGUACAGGGCGGAUCGUGAUGACGAGGGUUAUGCGGACGAUUUUUAG
Molecule: messenger RNA, 3624 nt
Organism: Plenodomus lingam JN3
Lineage: Eukaryota; Fungi; Ascomycota; Dothideomycetes; Pleosporales; Leptosphaeriaceae
Source: RefSeq, a predicted model, not a curated record